UUUCUUCGUUCCUCGUCGUUUCGUCCACCAUGGACAAGCUUUCUUCUCUCGCCAGGUUCAAGGCCUCUUGCCCCUUCCUCGGCCGCACCCAGUCCAACACUCUUCGCUCGCUGUCGACCAGCACAUCCCCCCGCUUCUCCACCCUCACCCAACUCACCGAGAAGGCUACGGAAUGCCCCGUCAUGGGCCCCGCUCUCGCCAAGCGCACUGGUCAGAUGGUCGCGGGCUACGCUAGCGUCGCCGGUAACAUCGACGUCAACAAGUUCCACCAGGAGAAGGGCGUCAUCAUUAACUCCAACGACGUCUCGAUGUGCCCCCAUGCCAGCAAGGCUCUCGCCGCAGCGAAGAUGGCCGAGGAGCUCGCCCAAGCCAAGAAGCUCGCCGAUGCUGGAAAGGCUGCAAAGACUAGCAGCAGUGCGUCUUCUUCCUCCGCUGCGUCCUCGGCCAAAGCCGCCGGUUGCCCCUUCCAUGCGGCCGCUCCUGCAAAGGCGGCUCCUCCCGUUACCAAGGCUCCUACUCCUGUCACUCGUCUCGGAGGAGGGUUCGACUACGAGAAGUUCUACGCCGCUGAGCUGCAGAAGAAGCACGACGACAGCUCUUACCGUUACUUCAACAACAUCAAUCGCCUCGCCGCAAAAUUCCCAGUCGCCCACACCGCCAAUCCCAAGUCGGAGGUGGAGGUAUGGUGCGCGAACGACUAUCUAGGUAUGGGCAACAAUCCUAUCGUCCUCGAGACCAUGCAUCGUACUCUGGAUAAGUACGGUCACGGUGCUGGAGGUACUAGGAACAUCGCCGGCAACGGUUCCUGGCAUCUCAAUCUCGAGAAGGAGUUGGCCGCUCUUCACCGCAAGCCUGCUGCUCUUGUCUUCUCUUCCUGUUAUGUGGCGAACGAUGCUACCCUCGCCACUCUCGGAUCCAAACUCCCGGGUUGUGUCUACUUCUCCGACUCGUCCAACCACGCCUCGAUGAUCCAGGGCAUUCGUCACUCGGGUGCGAAGAAGGUUCUCUGGAAACACAACGACCUGCAAGACCUUGAGACGAAACUUCAGCAAUGGCCUAAGGAGACACCCAAGAUUAUCGCAUUCGAGAGCGUCUACUCGAUGUGUGGUAGCGUUGGCCCCAUCAAGGAGAUUUGUGACCUGGCUGAUAAAUACGGUGCUAUUACUUUCUUGGAUGAGGUUCACGCUGUCGGUCUUUAUGGACCUCGCGGUGCUGGCGUCGCUGAGCAUCUCGAUUACGAGGCUCACAAGGCUGCUGGUCAAUCUACUGAGGCUAUUCCCGGUUCCGUUAUGGAUCGCAUCGACAUUAUCACCGGUACUCUUGGCAAGGCUUACGGCGCUGUGGGCGGCUACAUUGCUGGCUCGACCCGUUUUGUCGACAUGAUCCGCUCUUACGCUCCCGGUUUCAUCUUCACCACAUCACUUCCCCCCGUCACGGUAUCUGGCGCUCAUGCUUCCAUCGUCUAUCAAAAGGAGUUCAACGGCGACCGUCAGCUCAUGCAGUGGAAUGUUCGUGAGGUCAAGAAGCGUUUCUCUGCCCGUGGCAUUCCCGUCGUCCCCGGUCCCAGUCACAUCGUCCCAGUGCUCAUCGGCGACGCCGCUCAGGCCAAGGACGCUUCAGACUAUCUCCUUCAACACCACAACAUCUACGUCCAGGCUAUCAACUACCCGACCGUCGCCCGUGGCGAGGAACGUCUUCGUUUCACCAUCACACCCGGCCAUACUGUUGAGCAGCUCGAACACGUCAUUGAUGCCGUCGAUGACACCUUCGCCACUCUUGGUAUCAAGCGGGAGGCCGACUGGGCUGCUGUCGGUGGACGAUGUGGCGUUGGCAUGGAGUCUCACGAGACGGUAGAGCCUAUCUGGUCCGAUGAGCAAUUGGGUCUGACGAGAGGUGUUACGCCGAAGACGAGGAGGGAGGGUGAGAUGAGGUUGGUGGACCAGAGGGCGAUUAGGGUUGCGAGGAGCAAGUUCGAUGGCUUGUUGGGCCCGGUCGUCGAGCCUCAGCACCAGACGAGGAUGGUGAAGGUCGGACUUGGUCUCAUUCGUCCAGCUGUUUCGCAGCCGCGCAGGGAGUUGCAGCCGGAGUUGGUUGUCCCCGCGUCCACCGCUGUCGAGGCUACGGCUUGAAUGUGAAGUCCCUUCUUCCAGUUCGCUGUCCAUUUAUUGUUUGCUUGCUUGGUUACCGUCGAUUUUGUUGUUCUGUUGCUUUUUCUCCAAUGUCGUACGCACGGUGUUCAUUGUUUCCGACAUCAUUCCCGUUGCGUCGACUUUUUGGAUAUACUUAUUUUGGAGGAAGUCGUUUGUUGUACCACUCGUCGUGGCGGCGUUGCAAUACACGUUGCUCAUCUGUUGACGAUC
Messenger RNA from Stereum hirsutum FP-91666 SS1, 2360 nucleotides. Its product is annotated as 5-aminolevulinate synthase. Gene Ontology annotation, biological process: heme biosynthetic process. The record is from RefSeq and is a predicted model, not a curated record. NCBI's taxonomy places the organism in Eukaryota, Fungi, Basidiomycota, Agaricomycetes, Russulales, Stereaceae. Gene Ontology annotation, molecular function: pyridoxal phosphate binding; 5-aminolevulinate synthase activity. The transcript has 4 exons. Gene Ontology annotation, cellular component: mitochondrion. The coding region runs from base 30 to 2129 and encodes 699 amino acids.